AUGGUGGAGCGGUCGGACCGAGCCCCGCUGCUGGACUGGGAGGAGGUUCCGUCCUCGGCUCCCGCCAAGGACCGGCUGUCGAGCCCCUCCACCGGCCGCGGCAGCCCGGGAUGCUCCGCGCCGGUGUUCGGGUGGAGCAGCGGUCCGGGGGGUCCCACUCCCUGCAGGUCCGGCUCCGGCUCGGAAGGCUGCGGCACCCCACCCACGACCUCCAGGGAUGAGGGGCUGCAGCCCGACGAGGAGGGGUACCUGUCGGACUCGGGACCCGGGGAGGGGUCGCUGGAGGACAGGAUGGUGAAAUGGGAGGAGAAGGACCAGAUUGUGUCUGUUUUCGUGGUCGCGUUCAACACCAGAUCAGGAAACAUGCUGGAGUGGUGUCUGCCCAAAGACAUGGACCUGGAGGGAGUGGAGUUCAAGGCCAUCGCCAGCGGCUCCCACCGGGUCACCACAGACUUUAUAUACUUCCGGAAGGGCCACUACUUCGGCCUGGCCUGCUUUGCCAACAUGGCGGUGGAGAGCACGGUGGAGCGGGGGGCGAGGAUGAAGUCGGUGGGGAUCCUGUCUCCUUCCUACACGCUGCUCUACCGCUACAUGAGCUUCCUGGAGCACCAGGUCAGGCUCCAACUCCAGACCCCGGGCCACUACUCCCCUCUAGAGGCCUUUUAUGAGGACAAGAGAGCACUCCUGCCCCCUAGUGGAGAUGCUGUUGUUACUGCAUGUCCAGCCAUUGCCUGGGGAGCUGCACUCAACCACAGUAUGCACCCUGAGAUGAAGAUCACCCACCCCGCAGGCUGCAUGUCCCAGUUCAUCCGCUUCUUUGGCGAGCAGAUCAUGGUCCUGUGGAAACUGGCUCUCCUCCGCAGACGCAUCCUCAUCUUCUCGCCUCCUCCCGUGGGAGUAGUCUGCUACAGGGUGUAUGGCUGCUGCUGCCUGGCGAACAUCUCCAUCCCUGGUGUCAGCACGGCUGUGCCCGAGUUCCGCCCCUUCUUCUACGUUAAUGUGGCCGACAUCAGCGCCCUGGAGAACGAGCUCUCCUAUGUAGCAUGUACGACUGAGAAGAUCUUUGAGGAGAAGAAGGAUCUCUAUGACGUGUAUGUAGACAAUCAGAAUGUAAAAACCUACAGAGACGGCCUGAAGCCUCUGCUCCGCCUCAGCACCGCAGACCGGGAGAAAUAUCGCAAGCUCACGGAGCAGAGGCAGAUGUUGCUGUACUCCCAGGAGGAGAAUGGAGACUGUGUGUCCAGUGAAGAGGAUCUCUUUAUUCUGUUCUUCCUGGAGCAGAACAACAGAAUUUUCCAGACCCUGAGCGAGGUGGCAGGAAGCCCCGACCCCACCCUGACCCAGGAGAGCGUGAGGGCCAUGGGUCUGGAUCCUCACGGAGACAGGCUCUUCCUGCUCCACCUGCUGGAGAUCUACGGCUAUGACACCCUGCUGGUAUCGGAACAGCUCUGCUGCAGCUGA
Limanda limanda (common dab) is the source of this 1461-nucleotide messenger RNA. RefSeq names its product DENN domain-containing protein 11-like. Lineage: Eukaryota; Metazoa; Chordata; Actinopteri; Pleuronectiformes; Pleuronectidae. The coding region runs from base 1 to 1461 and encodes 486 amino acids. The record is from RefSeq and is a predicted model, not a curated record. Gene Ontology annotation, cellular component: cytoplasm. The transcript has 9 exons.